Messenger RNA from Paramormyrops kingsleyae, 2360 nucleotides. RefSeq names its product regulator of G protein signaling 9 binding protein (gene rgs9bp). NCBI's taxonomy places the organism in Eukaryota, Metazoa, Chordata, Actinopteri, Osteoglossiformes, Mormyridae. The record is from RefSeq and is a predicted model, not a curated record.
AUGGAUGGCAAGGUGGCUGAUGAUGGCGGCAGAGGGUCCCAGAAGCUCCUGGAGGAGGUCAGGGCUCUUGUGGAGACCCUCAACAAGGUGGUCGCAUGCUACCACCAGCUGUCCUCCUGCGUGGGUGGCAGCACGGACAGCGGCCAGCUGCGGCACGAGCUGCGCCAGACCCGGGAGCGGGCGCAGCAGCUGGCCCUGGAUAGCCGGCGGCUCCUGACGGCACGGCUGCGCGACAGAUCCCUGGCCCCGCCCACGCGGCUGGAGGCUGAGCUACUGUGGGUGUCCUUCUCCUCCAGCCUGGAGCUGCUCCACGCAGAUAUGUGCAAGGUCUUCAGCGUGGGACAGAACUUCCCUCUGUCUUCCAACACUGGUGUUCUGGUACAGACCGGCAUGCAAGGGGAGACGGCCAAGGUGACCGCCCGAGCGCUGAGCCUGUCCGAGCCGGACCUGAACGAGGCCCCGGCCAGCAUGGACCGUCUGGAGCAGGGCGAGCUGGAGGCGGAGAAGGCCCGCGUGGACCAGAUGAUCGAGGACAUGGAGCAGCGGGUGAACGUGCUCCGGUGGACGGUGGAGGCGCAGGGGCCGCAGAAUGCCGAGCCGGUCGGGAGCGGCUCCUCGCUGGCUCUGCUCUCCGUGCUGCAGGCGGAGCCGGAACAGCACCGGUGCAAGCGAGGGCAGAUGUUUGUCGCCGCUCUAGUGGUCAGUCUGGCUGCUGCGGCCUUGCUUCUGUCUGUCGGUGUAUUGUAUCUAGGGUGAGCCCUGAGCCAGCCUCACGCUGCAUUUCCACCAGAACCACCCAGGGGGAGCCGUAAGGUAACAACAGGCUUCCUGUCUGUCCAACUUAUUGUCUCCACGUCCGGAUCUACUGGAUGAUUUUACAGCUGGGAUUGAACUUUCUAUGAUAACACAAGAGAGACUCCCUUUACUCAGAUUACUACAUCUUUUGAUAAAAUCUAUUUGCGUUUAUUAAUUUGGCCAGCUGUCUCAUCCCAUCUCUUUGUAGCCAGCUUACUCGCGCAGAUUGACGUUACAUAAUGUCAUCUGAGACCAUACUUUUUGGGGUACUCCUACCUCGAUUCCGACUCUUGACGAUUUUGACACUUCGUCGAAGCCUGGGGAACAUGGACUAGCUAAAAAUAAAUCUUUAAUCUGAUUUAUAUAGAACACUUAGCGGCAAUUUUCCCAAAACUUCUGGAAGAAAAUGAUCAUGUUACUCUGAGGCUAGACGAAGGCAAGUUGAAGCUCAUUCUUCCCGACAUCAAAUCCAACGCAUCCUGCGCCAGCCAAGCCUGGGUUUUUUUUUAUUAUUGUUUAAAAACAACACCUUUGCCGAUUGGACCAGGGGAGGAUGACAAGGAGAACUACUGGUCAAAAGCCGUUAACAAUACUGCCUUACAAAGGUGAAACACUGCAACUGUGUAUUUUAUCAAAAUUGGGUUACGACCAAAAUUGGGUCUCUUAGGCUCUGUCGUAUCUCGUGAAAAAUAUCUUAGUUCAACUAUGCUCAGUUUUGAAGAGAACACUGUCAUCUACCUACCCUCUACACAUACAGGUGGACAGUCAAACAAUUUUGAAGCCCUUUUUCUUAAUCUCAGUGUCAGCUUAGUUACUGUGCUGGCAGAAUACAUCACCAGUCUGUAGCCAGUUAAGCUCCUUGAUCCAUUUGACAGUUUAAUAGUUAGAUAAAAAAUAAAAAUAGCACAUUGUUUUCUGAAAAUACAGUAGUAUGUAACCACAUAUGUACGGCUGGAUUGAUUUUAAAGUUUUGCUCUAGGGAUUUUCUCCCACAGAAGCAAACUCAUGGAUCUGCAUAUUUAAAAUAUAGCUAAAAAUGCAAUGUAAUAUAUAGGUAAAAAAAAACACUUUCCUAAAAAUUAACAACAUGACUUUUUGACCAUCAUAUGAGGUGACUUGUGCUAAAUGCUUCAGAUAUUCAGAUAAAAUGUCUAAGCCAAGGUGCCACACUAGGAUGAAAUUAAACUGAAUAACAGGUAUUGAAAGAUAACAGGUAUCGAAAUAUAUUCUUUCGUACUGAAUUGUUGAAUAUUUGAUAAAGGUACAGGAUUGUCUGAUGGAAAGAUAACUGUCCCCAAAUGUAUAAAUGAUGGUAAUUACUGUUGAACUGGUGCUUAGGUUUGUGGGACUUCUAUGAAUGAAGUAGGCCUAUGUUGUGUAUCUGAAGGUGACAUGUGGUUUUUAAAGACCCACCUUUGCUGGUACUCCAUCCCUCAGUUACUAUGGUGACACACUCCGACUGUCCUACCCGUGAUCACCAGGAUAAAUUAAAACAGUGAAUUCUUUUGUCGGGGUGUGCAUAUAUUACCAUGUCGUUUAGAAGAAGAAGACACUGCAUGCUGAAU